AGAGCAGCAGCAGUCAAUCAUCAUGAUACGUGGCGGUCUUGCGUGUACUCGCCCCGCGCGAUCUCGAUCACGAAGGACAUCCCUUGGGUAAAAAUGCGGUCCCGGAAAACUGCUGUGGUUUCCGGAAAGGCGUGUGGUAGGCGGCUAGAGACACCUCCGGAGGCGGGGCUGAUGAAUACAUUGAUUUCGAACUCGGUGCGCCUGAGUUCGGUCAUGUAAGUCACGAGGAUCUCAUUGGCACCACUCGCGUCGGCGAACGACGUGGUGCGGGGCUCUGGAAAGCGUUGGACGAGGACAGAC
Messenger RNA from Mycena citricolor, 300 nucleotides. NCBI's taxonomy places the organism in Eukaryota, Fungi, Basidiomycota, Agaricomycetes, Agaricales, Mycenaceae. The record is from the annotation of a GenBank genome assembly.